UAGUCUGUGUCUGUGUGCGGGUAGCUCGUGCCUGCGUCUGAAAAAACAUUUUUAAUAUCGGCCGUCGCAUGAGGCAAAAGUUAGAUGUGAAGGUAAAAACUUCUAAAAGAAAAAAUGUUACUAAUUUCCAGAACCAUUUGGAGAAGUCAUCACCGCCUCCUUCUACAACAACAACUGGUGUUCAGUGCAUCUAGUGGUGGUUCAGUGGCGGAAAAGCACACUCUGCAUCGGAGCACCCCGGUUUCGUUAGUUUCAGCGCACGCACCGGCUGAUUGUGGUCACAUCAUGAGUGGCAGAUAUCGCGGUGGUGGUGGCGGUAGAUUCGGUGGCCGUAGUGGCGGCGGCAACGGCUAUGGAGAUGGUGGUGGCUACAAUGACUUUGACAACUAUCGUGGUGGCGGUGGUGGAGGUGGUGGAGUAGGUCCCGGUUUUAAUGACAACUUCGGACCAGGUCCUGGACCAAAUCCCUUCAACAUGGGACCCCCAAACAUUUCCGGAAAUGAACUUAUGCAGCUGAUGAGUGCCAUGGCCAGUAACUUCAACAUGAACUCCCAACCACCACAGCCUAUGCGACAGAGUUGCGGCGAAUUGCGCAAUCACCAUUGUGGAUUAUUUGUCGAGAUUUCCGGCAGACUGAUCAAGAAGCGAGUGAAUCGCUUCGCGGAACUUCGCGAUCGUAAUGGCGGGGCCUGUCAGCUUGUUGUAUUGGAAGACAAACAUCCGCGGGUAGCGCGACGCAUGAACAACAUGCCCGAGAACACCACACUGACAAUUGUGGGAUUGGUUAUGCGUCGACCACAUAAUUCGUGCAAUCAGACGAUGCCGACAGGCGAAAUUGAAGUAGAGGUGCAGGACAUCCUUAAUAUUCAUUUUCCGGCCAGCGGAACCAAGCGAGCUGGUGACAAGCGCACAUACAGCACCAUGGUGCAGCAGCAGAGUAAUCUCGGUAUAACCAGCACCGAGUACAAGAUAGCAAAGAACGAAAACAUAUUGAAGUACUUUGAGAACCGUGAUAUUACUUGUAACGAUCUAAGGCGCGAAGAUGUGGGCAAGACGGUGACCCUAGUGGGUUGGGUACCCUCUACCAAAAACAACAAAUUUCUUCAGCUCAAGGAUGGUUAUGGCCAGACUCAACUCAUGAUUGAGGAUCAGUCGCUUAGCGACACAUUCUUGUCUACUCCAGAGCAGACUGUCAUUCAAAUAGUCGGCAAAGUUCUGGGCAGGCCUAAGGCAAACGUUAAUUUGAAAUACGAUACUGGUGAAGUGGAGGUCAGUGUAACACAGGUGAAAAUCUUGAACCCAGACGAUCCCUACGAUGGGCCCAUUAAGGCCAAGGAGAAGCAGCAAAAGCUAUCCAUUGAAGAUCUAGAAGCUGAGGAGGCUGCUGUUGAAGCCUCUGGUAAUCUCAACAGCAAUAACGGAGUGUCCAAGGAAGAUGGAGCGGAUGCAGGCCCUGUGACUGCCGAACAACGAUUAAAAGUGGCGGAUACCAAUAAGUUCGCUGAUCGCACACACAACUGCGGUGAACUCAGCUCCAAUGAUAUCAACGAAAAGGUCACAAUCUGCGGAUGGUUGGAGUUCCAGCGUAUGAACAAAUUCUUUAUUCUUCGGGAUGCUUAUGGACAAACUCAGGUUCUCUUAUCGCCUAAAACACGGGGACUAGAGGAAUAUGCAGAAGCAGGAGUCCCCAUUGAGUCAAUUGUUCGAGUUGAGGGAACAGUAAUACCUCGUCCUGCAGCCACCAUAAACCCAAAAAUGCAAACUGGACAUGUUGAGGUAGAGGCCGACCUAGUAGUCGUGCUCAAUCCGGCUAAGAAAAAUCUUCCAUUUGAGAUACGGAAGUUUAAUCGAGCUGGUGAACGCUUGAGGUUAACUCAUCGCUAUCUGGAUUUGCGUUUUAACGAUAUGCAGCAUAAUCUUCGCCUCCGAUCGGCUGUUAUAAUGAAAAUGCGAGAGUAUCUAAUAAACUAUUUGGGUUUCGUUGAGGUUGAGACACCGACUCUCUUCAGAAGGACUCCUGGAGGAGCCCAAGAAUUUGUGGUACCCACGCGAAAAGCGGGACAUUUUUAUUCGCUCGUUCAGAGCCCACAGCAAUUUAAGCAGAUGCUGAUGUCUGGCGGGAUAGACAGAUACUUCCAGGUGGCUCGUUGCUACAGAGAUGAAGCAACGCGUCCGGAUCGUCAACCAGAGUUCACCCAGCUGGAUGUCGAGCUGUCUUUUACCAGCAGGGAUGAUAUUAUGCAACUGAUUGAGGAGACGCUCCGUUAUUCGUGGCCUAAAGAUUUUGCUCGUUUGCAAACCCCAUUCCGUCGUAUCACUUACGAGGAGGCAAUGGAGAAGUACGGUAAUGAUAAGCCAGAUACUCGUUUUGGUUUCUUGCUGAACAACGUCUCCGAUAUUGUUGAGAAGAGUGGGGAUUUUAAAGAAAAAUACGAGGAUUUGGGCGCAUAUGCCAUCGUGGUACGGGCCAGUGAGGCCUUUUGGAAUGGAGCAGCCCGAAAACAUUACGAAAGUUUGGGAAAGGAGUUUAAGGGCACUUUGUUCGUGCGCAAGUUCGGUCCUACGAAAGAUGUGCAGGAGAAGCUGGGCAAGCUCCUGGGCGAGGAAGUGGCUAACGAGGUUGCGGAGAAGUUCGAUCUUGAAGAGAACGACCUGUUUUUCUUGGGUAUUGGACCAAAAGAGGAAACUCGCGCUAUGUUGGGUCGCAUCCGACUGGACUACCAUGAGUUUCUGGUAGAGAAUGCUAAAGUAAAGAAGCCUAAUGAUUUCCGCUUCCUGUGGGUUGUCGACUUUCCGUUGUUUGAGCGUAAUCGAGAGACCAACCAGUUAGAGAGCGUCCAUCAUCCAUUUACUCUGCCACAUAGCGAUGAUCUGGAUAAUUUCACCACCAGCUGCGAAAACCUAGAGAACAUACGCUCCCAGGCGUAUGAUUUGGUGCUAAACGGUCAGGAAGUUGGUGGUGGUUCCAUUCGCAUCCAUGAUCGUGACAUGCAGCACUUUAUUCUAGAACAGAUUCUUAAGAUCCCACAUGAUCAUUUAUCGCACUUACUGAGUGCAUUGGAGUCCGGCUGUCCGCCUCACGGCGGGAUUGCUUUGGGCUUGGAUCGCCUGAUGGCCAUCUUAUGCCGUGCCAGAUCAAUACGCGAUGUGAUAGCGUUCCCCAAGUCACUUAAUGGGCGUGAUCCGUUGUCGAACGCUCCUGUUCCCAUUUCUGAAGAGGAGAUGAAGAUGUACCACCUUUCGGUAGUAGAGGAGGAGGAAGCAAGCACAAGUAGUACUUCAAAUGAACAAGAGGACGAUGAUCCCGAUCAACAGCGUCCACCUCCAUCUCCCAUGUCGGCGACUAGUGAUUCUGAACAGCCAGAAAUGGAUGUGGAUAUUAAAGUCGAACUCGUGGAUAAGGAAGAUGUAGAAGAAAUUGAAAAAAAGGUAGUCAAACCGUCAACCAAAGCGGCAGUCAAAGCAGCUCCCGUCGCCGUAGUAUCCCCACCAUCCGUUAAGGUUGAUCCUGGUACACCUAGGCCAAGGCGGGUCGUUAAAAGGAAGGUGUAGAGCUGGGGCUCAUUAAUAUUACAAUUAACGGAUUAGCAUUUUACAUGUAAGCUCAUAACUUGGGACAGGGGAUGGCAGCUGGCAUUCGACUAAGUCAGCAAUACAGCAAACACAGUAGUCGGGUCGUAUUAAUUAAGAGGCAAAACCCCUCUAUACAUACAGAUGUAUACUUUACAAAUCAAUAUAUGUACCCACCACGGAUAUUCUCAAUGGAUUUCAAUACCAGAAUAUAUAACAUAGGACAAACCAAUUACACACUCACAAACCGACCCGGCUGCCGUCAUUUAUAAUUAUUUUGGCAACCAUUUUAUUACAAUCUAAAAAAUUAUACAAGAGAGCUAUAGUAUUUGAAGUUGUUUAUAUAAUUAUACGAUGCCAGAAUUACAGUUUUUUUUACUGUAUUUCCAAGUUUAUAUCUAGUUUUUAGCCAUCGAUUGCUUGCUGUCAACGAAUAUUAAUUUAUAUAAAUGUAUGGAUUAAAAUGAAAUGGUUCGAAAUUAA
Molecule: messenger RNA, 4053 nt
Organism: Drosophila eugracilis
Lineage: Eukaryota; Metazoa; Arthropoda; Insecta; Diptera; Drosophilidae
Gene: AspRS-m
Product: aspartate--tRNA ligase, mitochondrial
Biological process (GO): aspartyl-tRNA aminoacylation
Cellular component (GO): mitochondrion; cytoplasm
Molecular function (GO): nucleic acid binding; ATP binding; aspartate-tRNA ligase activity
Source: RefSeq, a predicted model, not a curated record